Apis laboriosa (Himalayan honeybee) is the source of this 434-nucleotide messenger RNA. RefSeq lists its product as uncharacterized. The coding region runs from base 32 to 343 and encodes 103 amino acids. NCBI's taxonomy places the organism in Eukaryota, Metazoa, Arthropoda, Insecta, Hymenoptera, Apidae. The record is from RefSeq and is a predicted model, not a curated record. The transcript is spliced from 2 exons.
CGAACGAAAGGGUCCAUGAUCAUGAUUAUGGAUGGGCCUUAACGUCGAUGGAGCCCCAUGGUCGGUUUACAAUGGUGUUUACGAGAUGAACGGGUUCGUGGAGGGUGCCACGUUCGAGAGUAUCGUGCAAUACGUGUUGAAGAACAUGAAGAUUACCCAAGCGCGCGCCGGCUACCUGGUAAUGGAGGUUCUGAAAGCGGGAGUCGCUCUAGGAAGGAUCAAGAAGACCCCGUAUGGCACUUACGUCCUGAUCAACGAUAAAUCUGCCGCCACGCCUAACAUCAAGGAACCGCGAUUCAGCGACGACAGCGACUACGACGUGUCGUCGGAAGGAAGCUCGUAACCCAACCUCUUCCUCUCAAAAAACCGAAAGCUACGUCUUAUUUUGUAUCAUUCUCUAUGUCUAUUAAAAUAUACCUUGAUUCGUCGAGUAA